Molecule: messenger RNA, 1236 nt
Organism: Suillus subaureus
Lineage: Eukaryota; Fungi; Basidiomycota; Agaricomycetes; Boletales; Suillaceae
Product: kinase-like domain-containing protein
Exons: 5
Coding region: 1-1236 (411 amino acids)
Biological process (GO): protein phosphorylation
Molecular function (GO): protein kinase activity; ATP binding
Source: RefSeq, a predicted model, not a curated record
AUGAACGAAAUCACGACCUCCUCAAAGGGCAAACGUACCGCAAAGACCAAGGCUGAGGAAGCAGCAGCACUUGAGAGACGUAGAGCCCAAAAGGAAAUCGCGGUUUUUGGGGAAGAACGCGAACCAAGACCCGGAGCUUUGUCUGUCCGUGAGACUUGGUGGCGCCGGCAGUAUGACUGGCUGAAAGUUCAAGGAUACCUACUGCGUCCUCGGUACGCUCCGGACUGGGUCCCAUCCUGGGAGGGUUCCAAACGUCAUGCGUUGGAUUGUGAAGAUGGUCGUGUUUUACGCUUUGGCCAAGUCAUGGAUGCAACUCGCGUGCCUGACGGCUCGUAUGUGUCUCUCAAAAUGGUGAAGAAAUCAAGGCAUCCUCACGAAGUAGAGAUUGGGCAAUAUUUCAUGUCGGAAGAACUUUCAUCCAAUCCCAAGAACUACUGUGUUCCGUUUCUCGAUGUCCUGUCAGUUCCAGACGAGAGCGACAUACAAAUUAUCGUGAUGCCAUUAUUGCUUCCAUUCACCAAGAUUCGAUUCGAUACCUUCGGCGAAGUGGUGGAAUGCCUUAGGCAACUUUUUGAAGGUCUGUGGUUUAUGCACAACAAUCAUAUUGCGCACCGUGACUGCAUGUGGAUGAACAUUAUGAUGGAUGCCAAAGACCUCCAUACAGAACCAUACCAUCCCGUAAUACCCUACAUGAAGCGCGAUUUCAGUGGCCAUGUGGGCUAUUAUACUCGCACUCAGCAUCCACCAAAAUAUUACUUUAUCGACUUUGGCUUAUCGCGCCGAUAUGAUGCCAGUGAAGAAAACCCACUAGAGUAUCCAAUAUUUGGGGGCGACAAAUCAGUGCCGGAAUUCCGGAAUAAUGUGGAUGUCCCGAUGAACCCCUUCCCCACUGACGUCUACUAUCUUGGCAAUGUCGUCAGAGAACAGUUCCUGAACGUAAUCACCCUCCGUUUAUUGCUUAUGACUGUAAUCAAGACGAAAAAGGGAUUCGAGUUCUUGAAACCACUCGUUGACGAUAUGGUUAACGAUGAUCCACACGAAAGACCUACAAUGGAGGUGGUAGUUGAGCGAUUUGAAUCCAUUCGACAGCAACUUAGCACUUGGAAACUACGCUCUCGUAUUAUAUCCCGGGACGAAGGUCCCCUUGAGAAUCUUUAUCGUGGUGUUACCCAUUGGAGUCGACGAAUAGGUUUCAUUGUCAAACGUGCGCCAGCAGUACCUCGCCUUCGGGAAUGA